Molecule: messenger RNA, 2508 nt
Organism: Ilex paraguariensis (yerba mate)
Lineage: Eukaryota; Viridiplantae; Streptophyta; Magnoliopsida; Aquifoliales; Aquifoliaceae
Source: the annotation of a GenBank genome assembly
AUGACGAUGGUUUCUUUUAGCAGGCUUGUAGCGUACAUUAUUGUGUUAUUUUCUGCUUGCUUGCCUGCUAUUGCAGUCGAGGUUUCAUAUGAUGGAAGAGCAAUAAAGAUUGAUGGAGAAAGAAGAAUCUUAAUCUCUGGUUCCAUUCACUAUCCUCGUAGUACUCCAGAGAUGUGGCCAUCCUUAAUCCAAAAAGCAAAGGAUGGAGGCCUCAAUACAAUUGAGACUUAUGUUUUUUGGAAUGCCCACGAGCCACAACGUCGUCAGUAUGACUUUUCAGGGAACCUAGACCUUAUAAAAUUCAUCAAAACCAUCCAAAAUGAAGGGCUUUAUGCUCUUCUGCGAAUUGGACCCUAUGUAUGUGCAGAAUGGAACUAUGGGACCAAUAACGACGCGUUUAUGAAUGAGAUGAAAACUUUCACAACCUUGAUAGUUGACAAGGUCAAACAGGAGAAUCUUUUUGCUUCUCAAGGAGGGCCUAUAAUCCUUGCUCAGAUUGAGAAUGAAUAUGGAAAUGUUAUUCAAUCCUAUGGAGAUGAUGGAAAGCAGUAUAUAAAUUGGUGUGCUGAUUUUGCUGAAAGUCUAAGCAUUGGUGUGCCUUGGAUUAUGUGCCAAGAGGGGGAUGCUCCACAGUCAAUGAUUAACACGUGUAAUGGUUGGUAUUGUGAUCAAUUUACUCCAAGUAGACAUGAUGUUCCUAAGAUAUGGACAGAGAAUUGGACUGGCUGGUAUAAGGAUUGGGGUGGCAAAGAUCCACAUAGAACUGCAGAAGAUCUUGCCUUUGCUGUUGGUCGUUUUUAUCAAUAUGGAGGCACAUUACAAAACUAUUAUAUGUACCAUGGUGGUACCAAUUUUGGCCGCACAUCUGGGGGACCAUACAUUGCCACAACUUAUGAUUAUGAUGCACCCCUUGAUGAAUAUGGUACAAAAACUGAAGCUAAGAUUUUUGUUAUAAGCCUUUUCAUUUUGAAUGUCCUAAUAAGAAGUGUUUUAGGAAAUCUAAACCAGCCCAAAUGGGGUCAUCUCAAGCAGCUUCACCUCCUCCUUAUAUCAAUGGAGAAAAUUCUCACUCAUGGUGAAGUGACUAACCAUGACUAUGGGAAGAUGAUGUCUUCCACAGUUUAUGACCUUAAUGGUACGAGGGUAUGUUUCUUUGGAAAUGCAAAUGAAAAGGAAGAUAUACAGAUCACCUUUGAAGGCACUAACUAUACUGUUCCUGCUUGGUCCGUUAGCAUUCUUCCAAAUUGUUCAAAAGAAGUCUACAACACUGCUCGGGUUAACAGUCAAACAUCUGUAAUGGCAAAGAAGCCAUAUGCGCAAAAGUUGGAAUGGACAUGGAGAGCUGAGCAGUUUGAGCACUUUAAGAGCCCUUCACAGAAGCAAAGUAGCCCUUUAAAGGGUGUUACUUAUGCCACACAUCUUCUGGAUCAAAAGGCUCUAACAAACGAUACCAGCGAUUACUUAUGGUACACGACUAGUGUGGACAUAGAUGAAAAUAGCCCAGUCUAUGGCCAAGAGGCCAGUCUAGAAGUUCAAAGCAAAGGGCAUAUACUACAUGCAUUUGUUAAUGCAAGGCAUAUAGGAUCUAAAUGGGCCAAAGACGGACAUUAUGACCUCUAUUUUGAGCGAUCUGCCAAGCUCAAGCUCAGGCAUGGGAAGAACUCGAUAUCGUUGCUCAGUGCCACCGUUGGGCUUCAAAAUUAUGGAGCCUACUUUGACAAAGAAGAAAAUGGGAUACUUGGUCCUGUAAAGUUAAUUGCACCAAACAGCCAAGAAUUGGACUUAUCCACAAACCAGUGGGAGUUUAAGGUUGGACUGAAUGGUGAAGAGAGAGAACUUUACAAAGACGAUGACCACAGAAAUUGGCAUACCGAUAAGCUUCCUUUUAAUAGGAUGUUUGUUUGGUACAAGACUACCUUCCAAUCUCCACCAGGAGAGGACCCUGUCGUGCUCGAUUUAUUAGGCUUGGGAAAAGGAAUUGCUUGGGUGAAUGGCCACAAUAUUGGUAGAUACUGGCCAAGCUAUCAUGCUGAUGAAAAUGGUUGCAGCUCUACUUGCGAUUAUCGUGGAGCAUACACUAACAAUAAAUGCUUGACGAACUGUGGACAACCUUCGCAAAGAUGGUACCACGUGCCACGCUCCUUCCUGCAAAAAGAAGGAAACACACUGGUUUUGUUUGAGGAAUUUGGUGGCAACCCUUCAAAUGUGAAUGUUCAAACUGUAACAGUUGGAAAAGCUUAUGGAAAUGCUUAUGAAGGGAACAACUUGGAGCUAUCUUGCCAGGGCGGGCGAGUUAUAUCUGAGAUCAAAUUUGCUAGCUUUGGAGAUCCAAAAGGCACCUAUGGAUCCUUUGAGAAAGGCAGCUGCGAAUCGCCUAACAGUUUAUCAGUCAUCAAACAAGCUUGUGUUGGCAAAGAGAGCUGUUCAAUUGAUGUGUCUGAGGGGAUUUUUGAGCCUAGUGGCUGCAAAGACCUCACAGCUAGGCUUGCUGUUGAAGCUCUAUGCUAG